Seminavis robusta is the source of this 4504-nucleotide messenger RNA. The record is from the annotation of a GenBank genome assembly. NCBI's taxonomy places the organism in Eukaryota, Bacillariophyta, Bacillariophyceae, Naviculales, Naviculaceae.
UUUAUUUAUUUCAUCUACUGUACAGUCGUAUCCAUCUUUUUUAAAUCACUGAUAAGGGCUAAACGUUCCUAGAAAGUCUAAAGAACAGCAUGAUGGCGAAACUGACAUCAUUGGCUCCGCAGCGUGGGAAACAGCUGCUUCCAGACAGUUUUUUGCUUGUAUGCUUGUAUGCCAUAAUGCUAGUUCCUCUUCUUGGAAGGGUGGAAAGCUCUUUCGGAGUUAUGGUAGGAAAACAGAUUCUGGAGCAAGGAGCAAGGGAAGAUGGAGGAAGAAAGCUCUUGCGUCUACGAUGUACUAACUAAGGGGCUGGUACCGCUGGUUGCCGGAGCUCGGAUCUAUGAUACUGCCGGUAAUGCUGUGGCUGUGCCAUCACGCCAUCACAAUGACAGGCGGUCAUUAUUCAUUAGUUCUUCAAAAUUAAAUCUCCGAUCCCUUCUUUCAUCUUUGCCAGUGACCACUUUCCCUUGCUCCAUUAUUUUUGCUUGCGGUCAAUGGUCAAAGCGUCAAACAAAAGCAUUAGUCUACUACAGCGUUUAUUCACUUCUAUUUCUUUUGCAUCUCCUUGUGCUCCAAGUGCUUCACUCUUCACUCCCAGCUGAUCUCUUCAGGAUUCGUUUCCAGCUUGCUCAUCAUCAGGUAUCAGGUAAUAACUACUCGUAACUAGCUCUUGGGGUAUAUACCAGCCUUCUUCCAUCCAUCCAUCAGUCAAUCAAUCUGAACUAACUCAAGACACCAUGGUGUUUGACGACGAAGUGGAGAGUCUGCUGAGCGAAGACAGCGGCGACGAAGUUGAAGAUUCGUCGUUGGGAGAUGGCAACUCGUCCAGCGGCGAAAGCUCGACGGCUUAUGCAUCGUCUGGCAAGGACGAGUUUCGUGAAGUGCGCAACUUUACACGCAAGGAAACCAAAAACGUCGAGACAUGGAGAGAUCUCGUGACGGGUGUCCUGGUCAUUACGGCCACCUUUGUCACCAUGGCAUCCUUUAUCUACCUCUCGAGAAACGAAACGGAAACAUUCUUACUCGCGUUUGAUCAAUACGUGGUCACCAUCAAGGAUACCGCCGUGGAUCUGGAGAACAGUAUCGAUGACAGCUUUACGGCUGUCACGGACUCGAUUACGGCGCACGCUCAGACUAGUGAAUCCGUCUUUCCAUUUGUCACCGUGCCCUUCUUUGAGGUACACGGGCAUCAUGCCAGAGAUAUCUCCCAUGUCGACUUUUUCUCCUUUUGUCCCCUCGUCGCGGAAGCCAAUCGACAGGCAUGGGAAGACUACUCUGUAUUCAACCAAUGGUGGGUACAAGGCGACCAGAUUGAGACGUACACCACAGCCGAACAAGUCGCCAUUGUAACCAAUGAAACCGAACAAAAAAUACCCUCCAAUAUCUACCGAAUCGACGAACAGGGACAUCGCACCGUCAACCUGGGACAUCCGCCCUACGCACCCCGAUGGCAAAUCUCGCCUCCGCCUUCCGACGUUAUCGUCGUCAACUACGACGUCUUGUCCACCGACACCGUCAAGGCCAUCUUUGAUGCCAUGGUCGUUACCAAUAGCCCGGUCAUGUCAGGAAUCGUUGAUAACCGAUUACUUCAAUCCGCAGGCGUCACCGAGGAGGCACCCUCCAGUCUCCUCGUGUUCCCAGUCUACCAAAAUUUCAACUAUUCCACCCCCGACAUUGUGGGCUUUUUGGAAGUCUUGUUCAAUUGGAAAACGUUCCUGUCGUUGUUACUCCCCGAAGGACAAGGUGGCGUCUAUUAUGUUCUCCAGACCAGCUGCGGGGACGAAUACACCUUUGAAAAUACCAACGGAGAAAUCAUUUACAUUGGACCGGGCGAUCAUCACGAUAUCAUCUACGAUCGCCAUGUCGUGACGGUGGAUCUCAUUACGCAACCCAACAUUACUACUUCCAACAAUACUACUGAUACUCAUAUCUGCGACUAUACCGUCGAUGUCUACCCUUCGGCCGAGUUGCGAAGGGAAUUCUCCACCAUGAUCCCCGAAGUUUUCACAUUUAUCGUGGCCGCGUCCUUUUUCCUCAUGGCAUUCUUCUUUUUUACCUACGACAAGUUCGUUCAACGCCGCAACGAAAAGGUCGUUCGUCAAGCCGCCAAAACCAACGCCAUUGUAUCCAGCUUGUUCCCGACCAAUGUACGAGAUCGAUUGUUUGGAGGUGACAAUCAAAGUCAAAAGAGCAAAAAGACCAUGGGCAGCAGCCAAGGAGGGGGUCGGGGUCGACUCAAAAACUUUUUGACCGACAAUAUGAGUGCCAACAACAGCGAAUCAGGAGGUGGUGGCGCUUCGGUGGGAGGAGGAUCCGUAAAGAGCAGCGAUCAACCCAUUGCGGAUCUGUUCCCCCACUGUACCGUGCUCUUUGCGGAUAUUGUGGGUUUCACAGCUUGGAGUUCCAUGCGAGAACCUACCCAGGUCUUUCGUUUAUUGGAAAGCAUCUAUCAUGCAUUUGACGAAAUUGCAAAGAGACGAAAGGUGUUCAAGGUGGAGACAAUUGGCGAUUGCUAUGUUGCCGUAACAGGAUUGCCAGAACCCAACAAGCAUCAUGCACUGGUCAUGGCCAAGUUUGCGAGGGAUUGUAUGUACAAGAUGCAUGACGUUACACGCAGUCUUGAAGUUAUGCUGGGACCAGACACUGGAGACCUUACCAUGAGAUUUGGACUGCAUAGUGGUCCUGUGACUGCUGGAGUGUUGCGAGGAGAGCGUUCGAGGUUUCAGCUUUUUGGUGAUACUGUCAACACAGCUUCAAGGAUGGAGUCCACAGGAAAGAAGGGCUGUAUUCAUGUGAGCCUGGAAACAGCAGAAGAGGUGAAAGAAUCUGGGAAGGGUGCAUGGCUCAAGGAGAGGGCGGACAAAGUGACUGCAAAAGGAAAAGGUGAAAUGGUCACCUACUGGUUAUCUCUCUCUGAUCACUCGUCUAAUGGCGAUGGACUUUCAGAAGUAGGCAGCUUUGCUCCAGACAACGUUUCCUUGGAUGCUUCAACUGGAAAUGAGCUGAUAGAAAACGCAUCUGUCAAAAACGCCGAGGACAAAAAAGCAUCCUACUCAGGGACUGUGAAUCGCAAAAAAGAUCUGUCGGGAAAGAAUGCAAGACUCAUUGAAUGGAAUGUUGAUAUUCUUCAAAGGGUCCUCCGUCAGAUUGCUGCUAAGCGUCAAGUGACAGAUAGGGGCCACUUUGGAAAAGUUUCUGAUAAGGUCCACUUUGGAAAAGGUUCUGAUUCCAAGGGCAAGCUUGCUGUAGAGCAUGCUAAACCUGAGAUGGUUUUAGAGGAGGUAUGCGAGGUCAUCCAGUUGCCCAAAUUCAACUCCAAAGUGGCUGGAGCAAUCCAACGAGCCGAGGAAGUGGCUUUGCCGUCUGAUGUUUCCAUGCAGUUGCACGACUUUGUUGCUGAACUUGCUGGCAUGUACCAUGACAAUCCUUUCCACAAUUUUGAGCAUGCAUCACAUGUCACCAUGUCGGUAGUGAAGCUCCUUUCUCGGAUUGUGGCCCCAGCUGAUUUGGAAUAUGAUGACUCCAACAUUACCAAUGAAAAGAAGCUGAUGAAAAAUAUUGCUUCCAAGAUGCAUGACCACACAUACGGCAUCACGUCGGACCCACUUACUCAGUUUUCAGUGGUACUGUCAGGGCUGAUCCAUGACGUCGAUCACGAUGGUGUCACUAAUGCGCAGCUUGUCAAAGAAGAGACAGAACUUGCAAUCCGCUACAAGGGCAAGAGCGUGGCCGAGCAGAACUCUGUGGAUCGUUCUUGGAAUCUGUUGAUGGAGCCCAGGUUCAAGAAGUUAAGGGAUGCUAUCUGUGGAACAGAGGCAGAGUUUGCCCGCUUCCGUCAACUAGUUGUGAACUCUGUGAUGGCAACUGAUAUCGUGGAUAAGGAACUUAAGGAGCUCCGUAAUGGCAGGUGGGACAAAGCUUUCAAAGGAGAGUUUGUAGAAACAGAUCCUAGCAUAGACAUCAAUCGCAAGGCCACCAUUGUUAUUGAGCACUUGAUCCAGGCCUCUGACAUUUCGCACACCAUGCAGCAUUGGCACAUCUACAGAAAGUGGAAUGAGCGACUGUUCAUGGAAAUGUAUCGUGCCUAUCGAGAUGGAAGGGCGGAGAAGGAUCCCUCGGAGUUUUGGUACAAGGGUGAAAUUGGUUUCUUCACAUUCUACAUCAUUCCGCUGGCCAAAAAGCUCAAGGAAUGUGGAGUGUUUGGUGUUUCCAGCGAUGAAUAUCUGAACUACGCAACAAAGAACCUUGCAGAGUGGAAGACAAAAGGAGAAGAGGUCACGAAAGACAUGUUGGAAAGGGUCAAGGCAGAGUAUGGAGAAGAGCCUUUGGAUUCUUGAAGCCAUUGGCCCUAGCUAGGGUAACAGGGGAUUUGUUGGGCAACAAUGCUACUUCAUAAAAUAUAACGUAGUACUCGAUUCAUGUGACUCGACUCGUUUACCAAGUCAUGCAGUACAAAGGAAUUCUGCAAUGGUUUCCCGCUGGCUAGCUAGCUGGGCGGUAGCAUAUU